Penicilliopsis zonata CBS 506.65 is the source of this 4100-nucleotide messenger RNA. RefSeq lists its product as hypothetical. Gene Ontology annotation, cellular component: VCP-NPL4-UFD1 AAA ATPase complex. Bases 207 to 4100 code for a protein of 1297 amino acids. Lineage: Eukaryota; Fungi; Ascomycota; Eurotiomycetes; Eurotiales; Aspergillaceae. Gene Ontology annotation, molecular function: polyubiquitin modification-dependent protein binding. The transcript has 5 exons. The record is from RefSeq and is a predicted model, not a curated record.
CGCUGGUCGAUUACGGCCGUGUUUCCCUGCCGUGUUUCCUGCCAUUGUCACUACUAACCUACCUACCUAGCCUAGAUGCUGCUCUUUAAGUAGCCAGCAGCUGCCCUUCGUUUCUUCUACAUCACACCUCGACGGUACAUUAACAAUCUAUAACCUAGUUCAACUAUUUAAUCCUAUACCCGUCGGUUUUGUGUCGACAAGAAACCAUGUCGACCGUUCUUCAGCCCACGACGAUCGACCUGCUCGAGACCGAGCUUGUCAGGGCUCGCGAUGCCCUUCACGAGAUCCGGCCGAUUGCUAGCCCGAUAGUGCUGAUGGGGGAGGAGAUAACCGUGGGGGCAAUGGCGGCAUACCGACAGAGCCUCAUGCAACAGUCUCCUGAGUUCUACGGUGCCCGUCAAUUGACACCGAAGGACUUGGGCCUCGUGACGGUGGUUCGGGAAGUGCAGCCCGACUUCCCGGGUAACGAGCAGUUGCUGGGGCUGGAAUCCGUUUGCACGGUGACUGCUGUCCCUUCUAGGCGGGCCACGCUGGUAGAUGUGCUCUCGAACAACUUGAUUCUCGACCGCAUGGCACCGUAUCUGUCUGUGGCCUCGCUGCUGAAGCUUGCCUCAACGUCGCGCUAUCUCCGCUCUGUUAUCUUGGAGACGCCUUACGUGUUCCGCCAUCUCGAUUUGACUCGAUGCCGAGGUGCCCGGCUGCCCAACACCAGUUCUGUACACUCCGGUGGCCUACGGUGGUCCAUGAACCGAUCCUCAGACGAAGAUAUAUGCGCACAACCCUUGAGGAACAUCUUCACUGAUCUGGGGCGAAGAUCGAUCCUGCAGGAUGUCCGUACUCUGAUUCUGGAUGGUCUCUCGGUUCCCGCAAGUCUGGUUGCUGAGAUUAUCUUGUCAAAUCGUUUCAACGUGUCCAUUCUCUCUAUUCGGGAAUGUCUCAACCUAGAUGAGCACAAGCUCAUGCAAGUUCUCCAACUUGCGGUCCGGCCAGACCGGCCCAAGGGAACACCGCGUGUGAAGGGCAUCUAUCAUUUUUCUCCCAUCAAUGUCGUUUGUGGCACAACACGCACCAGAUAUAGGGAUUGGUGGGAUUCACGGGUUAGCGCCUCUCGAUGUGCCGGCCGAGUGUCGAUCAGUAAGAGUCAACCGAGGGAAGAGUCCCGCGAGAACUUUUUCGAUCUUCCACAGAACCAAUGGUACCGACCCACUGGCAAGGUUUUCAAGCGCUCGAUCGAAGAUGGAUGGGCUGAAACCAUCCAAAAAUGUGAAGGUAUAAUUGCUUUCGAUGCUGUGCUUUGUCGCGGGCCGCGACAUGACGCUGAGCGCUACGCUUCUAUGACCGAUGAAGAUUUUCGAGCAGGGGAAGGCGGCCACCUUUUACCCCCGGCCAUUGCAACCAUUGCCCUUGGCCCCAAGGGCUGCGAUCAAUGUCACAGCUCACCGGAGGGGCCCGCUAUCAGGGGACAGUCUCCAGAUGAACAAUUCCCUCUCCUUAACCCUCCGCCUAUGCACUCUUCCACAAUUGCCGCCGCGAAGCUCCCGACCCUGUCUGUCAGUGAACAUCCGGUCUUGGUCGCCCGCUGUGCAGACUGUCUCACGGAUCGCUGGUGCCAACGCUGCAACAAGUGGUUUUGUUCAGUUUGCCUGCCUCGGCCCGAAAGAAACACCGUGAAUCUCACUGCCCAUCAAACCGUGGUCAAGAUGCCUCCUGAAGCUCGAGUCGGCCGCACUGCGCCCUCUGGAGAUGGUAAAAAUCUCAAACCGGGUGUUAGCAAGACUUGUUGGUAUUGUGGGCCAACAUGUGCGAGCUGCAAGUUCGAGUGCCAACGCACCUGUGAUGGUUGUGAUUGUGAUUAUUGUACCGAACACAAUUCCGGUUGCUCCUCGAGUAUGAUCAUUCUCCCCCAGUCAGCCCUCGAACAGCUCCUCCAAGCUGCGCCCUUGCGCGAGGUUUCUCGUUCCCGGCCUCAAGCUUACACUCGUGGCUUUGACCCGUUCAAUCCGCACACUUUUGCCGCGGAGGCGACAGCCCGUAAUCAGCAAUCGGACCGACAGCAGCAACUCCCCCACCCGCUUACUUUCCGCAUUGUGAACCCUCGGAAUGACCGUGUGGUGUACGCCGGCAUCCGAGAGUUCUCUGCGGAAGAGAAUGAGAUCGGUCUCAGUCCCUUUCUGCGCGAUGCGCUAGGGAUCGAAGAUGAAAUAAUGGACUCGGAUAUGCCCAUAGUAACAGGGACAACGACUCGAUCUUCUUUAGAUGUUACAGUCCAUGCCAAGCAGCUCCCCAAGGGGACUUUUGUCCGGCUCCGCCCUCUCGAAGCCGGCUACGAUCCAGAAGAUUGGAAAGCACUGCUUGAACGGCACCUGAGAGAAAACUUUACGACCUUGACCAGGGGCGAGGUUCUAAGCAUCCCUGGUAACCGUAAUGAGUCCUUCAAAUUUCUCGUUGACAAACUCAAUCCGGACGGCGAUGGUAUCUGUGUUGUGGACACUGAUCUGGAGGUUGAUAUCGAGGCGUUGACGGAGGAGCAGGCGAGGGAGACCUUGAAACGACAUAUUGAGAGUUCAACUCGUCGCCAGGGGCUGAAAGGACAGAGCUCCGUGGGUGGCCGCAUCACACCCGGAGAGAAUGUCGUGGGUCAAGUCACACCUGGAGAGUAUGUUGACUAUGAGCUUGAGAAGUGGACAGAGGGAACCGUCAUCAGCGUCAUAUGUGAAGCAAUCGAAGGCAAUGAAGGUGACAUUGAUCUUUUUGUCAGUCCGUUUUCAUCUCGUCAGCGAAAUCGACCCAGGAUUGACGAGCAUGUCUUUGGGGCAAUCUCGAGCAAUUCGCCAAAACAGAUUAGACUGGAGCCUACGAAUAUAGAACUGGAGGAAGCCGAAGCCUUAUAUAUAUCAGUUCAUGCAUUCUUGGGUCCUGAGACUACACCGUCUGCUUCCCUGCGAUACAACCUGCGCGUUGUCACCAGCUCCCCUGACGUCCAACACGACGCAGAGGACGAACAAACUUCCCACGGCCCUGACGACGUUCAAUGUAAGAACUGUCGACAGUGGGUACCUCAACGAGCAUUAGUCCUCCAUGAGAAUUUCUGUUUCCGGAACAACGUCCACUGCCCGAUGUGCGAUAACGUAUUUCAGAAACGAUCCCCGGAAUGGGAAAACCACUGGCACUGUCCCCAUGAUGACUUCUACGGCAGUGACCUUGCGAGCAAGAACAAGCAUGAUACCAUCUUCCACAAGUCGUACCAAUGCCCGAAUUGCGAAUUCGAUGGCCAGGGUCUUCCCAGUCUUGCCAGGCACCGUACCACAACAUGCCGGGGAAAGAUCAUCUUGUGCCAGUUCUGCCAUCUCGCUGUCCCACAGAAGGGGGAGCUUGACCCCGACAUGCACGAUCCGGAGGUACUGCUUUCCGGGCUGACCCCGCACGAACUCGUGGACGGUGGCCGAACGACAGAAUGUCACCUGUGCAGCAAGAUCAUCCGGCUGCGGGAGAUGAAGACACACCUUCGACAUCAUAAUCUCGAGCGCAUCUCGCGGCCGCCGCCUCGUGUAUGCGUGAAUCAGAACUGCGCACGUACCGUCACGAGCCCCUCCAACGACUCCCUCGGUCUUUGUAGCAUCUGUUUCGGCCCGCUAUACGUCGACACCUAUGAUCCUGAACGGAAAGCGCUUCGCCGCCGCAUCGAGCGACGCUAUCUGUCGCAGAUGAUGGCCGGGUGCGGAAAACCAUGGUGUCAGAACGAGUACUGCAAGACCGGGAAUCAAAACAGGAAAUCCACCAAACAACCUGCAGAGACGAUGAGUGCCGCGGAUAUCCUUGCCAGGACACGUCCGUUGCUUGAGGCUAUCACUUUUCAACAAGACGACGGUAACACGAUGCCGAAUAAUACUGCCCCAUUUUACCUUUGCACAGACCAGGCGAGCCAGCAGAGACGGAUUCUCGCCGAGACGAUCGCCUCAGAGAGCGAGGUUGCAGGCCCGAAAGCAUACUCUGUUGAAUGGUGCAUUGCUGCCGUCGAAGCGGGCAGCGGAGAUUUAGAUCGAGCGAGGGAUUGGCUGGCUAACUGGGCGCCUGCUAAGGGCGAGACGAUGCAAUCUUAA